Aspergillus alliaceus is the source of this 2040-nucleotide messenger RNA. Its product is annotated as amidase family protein. The transcript is spliced from 2 exons. NCBI's taxonomy places the organism in Eukaryota, Fungi, Ascomycota, Eurotiomycetes, Eurotiales, Aspergillaceae. The record is from RefSeq and is a predicted model, not a curated record. Bases 1 to 2040 code for a protein of 679 amino acids.
AUGGAGUCGACCUCUGACGCAUUCAACCUUAUCGAUGCCAGUAUCUCAGAUAUCCAGCAUGCUCUGGGCGCAGGGUGGGUCACAAGCGUUGAUCUGGUAGCUCGAUAUCUUCGGCGUAUAAGCGUAUAUGAUGCAGCUGGCCUUAAGUUGAGCGCCAUUCCCAUUCUAAACCCCUCAGUUUUAGAUGAAGCUACAGCUUCUGAUGCCCGGCGAGCUGCUGGUUUGCCGGUACGGCCUCUCGAAGGCAUCCCUUAUCUUGUCAAGGACAAUAUCAAAGUGAAGGGUAUGACAGUCGCCAGCGGUUCUCCCGCAUUCGAGAGUCUUGUCGCUACUGAAGAUGCUGCGUGCGUUCAGCUUCUACGGGAAUCUGGUGCUGUCCUCCUAGGAAGGACUAACAUGCCAGCAAUGGCAUAUGGGGGCAUGCAGCGGGGCUCGUACGGCCGUGCUGAGAGUCCAUAUAACCCAGAGUACUUGACCGCGGCGUAUGCAUCAGGGUCCUCAAACGGAUCUGCCACAGCUACAACGGCAAAUUUCUGUGCAUUCAGCCUAGGCACCGAGACUGUGUCCUCCGGCAGAUCCCCCGCUUCCAAUAAUGCCAUCAUCGCUUAUACACCGUCAAGGGGCCUAUUGCCUCUCCGUGGGGUGUGGCCUCUGUAUCCGACAUGCGACGUUUUAGUGCCCCAUACCCGCACCAUGUCUGACCUUUUCAAAGUCCUGGAUGUCCUUGCUGUUGUUGACAAGACACCCACAGGAGACUUUUGGAAUGAGCAGCGGAUUGUCCCUUUACCAUCGGUUGAUAUCAUCCGGCCACGCUUCUUCUGUGAGCUACAAGACGGGUCAGCCCUUCGUGGUAAACGGAUCGGUGUGCCUUCAAUGUACAUCGGCGGUGAAAACCCUCUUGCAGAUAAGAUAAACACAAGGCCGUCCGUACUCAGGCUUUGGGAAAGAACGAGAAGUGCCUUGGAGUCCUGCGGUGCCACAGUUGUGGAGGUUGACUUCCCAAUGGUAACCACAUAUGAAGCUAGAGCAAGCCUGGGAGAACUCUGGAGCGUCAAAGACCUUCCAGAGGGUUGGCACUCAGUGGAGAGAUGCCAACUUGUGGCUCACUCCUGGGACGACUUUCUAGCUACAAAUGGCCAACCUGGACUUGAAUCACUUGCCUGUGUAGACCCCGAGACAAUCUUCCCUCUCGCACCCGGUUCACUGCGUGGAGCCCCCGAUGCCGCAAACCAGCUCAGAUGGCACGAGAUGGUUAAAUAUCCAAAGAACAAGCCCAAUUCGAUCUUCGAAAUCUCAGGCUUAGAACAGGCUAUCAAGGCAUUGGAAAACGCUCGGAAGGAGACCUUUGAGCAAUGGAUGGAUGAUCAUGGUCUGGAUGCCGUAGUGUUCCCAGCUAAUGGCGAUGUUGGCCUCGCAAACGCAGACGUGGACCCGGAAGCUUCCCUAUACGCUUGGAAAAAUGGCGUCAAGUAUUCCAACGGGAACCGGGUAAUCCGUCAUCUUGGCAUUCCUACUGUGUCUGUCCCGAUGGGUUUGAUGAAGGAUACAAAAAUGCCAAUCAAUUUGACGUUCGCAGGAAAAGCAUACGAUGAUGCCAAGCUUCUGCGUUAUGCGUACGCAUUUGAAGAAUCCACACACUAUCGUCAAAUGCCGCCUCUUGUACCUGGUCUGGACUCUGACGUGGUUCGAACGACUGAACAUCAGCUUUCUUCCCCAGUCCAGGGCCACAAAGAACUUUCUCAGAUCACUAUCACAGAUCAGUUCAAAAGCACCAAAUAUUCAACGGUGUAUCUGGAGAUUAAAGGAAGCUUACAUCUGGGCCAUGGCGUAAAAUUGAAGCGGCUGGUGUGCUACGUCAACGGGGAUCCAUUUGAUCCUCAAGUUGAUGAAAAGGGAUGGAGUUUGACCGCCAAGUAUCCCGUCUCAGCUCGUGACGGCACGUGGUCUCGAUGGACAAGCCCUGCCUUGACUCAGACUAUUGUUAUUGCUGUGGCUCAUACUAGCAUGGGUCCAACAGCUGGUAAACUACUGUUGCUAUAG